AAAUGUAAAGAAGGCCAGGCCACAAAGCGUGUUGCUACAUUACGUCAUUGCAACAUUAAUGGUUCAUUAGAGCUUAAAUGGUCACACUUCACAGCUCAUGGUCAUGCAGCAUACUAGCUCCAAUGAUGUUAUAGUGUAAUGGUAUCGUACUAGGAGCACUAUAAGCAAAUUUAAUACUAAGCAAUCAAAGUCAAUAUAAUAGGACCAAUGAAUUUUGCUUGGAAUGUAUCAAAAUCACUUUGUGGGAAAAGCUACAAAUCAACAGCGGCAGCCACCUCCCUUAAAUCAAAAUAUGAUGCAAUUGUAGUUGGUGCAGGGCACAAUGGUUUGAUAUCUGCUGCAUAUCUGCAGAAGGCUGGUCUCAAUGUACUUGUACUGGAACGAAGACACGUGAUUGGUGGGGCUGCAGUCACUGAGGAAAUUGUACCAGGUUUUAAAUUCUCCAGGUGCUCGUAUGUUCUCAGCUUGUUAAGACCUCAAAUUAUUCAAGAUUUGAAGCUAAAGGACUUUGGCCUAAAACUGUAUUUUCGCGAUCCGAAUUAUUUUACGCCGUUGGCAGAUGGUCGCUACCUGUUGUUGGGAUCAAAUGAUGAGAAAAAUUGCGAACAAGUUUCCAAAUUUUCCCAUAAAGAUGCCGAGAUGUUGCCGAAAUACGAGGCUACCCUUGGUAGAUUAGUCGAAGCAAUCGGCCCGUUCCUUGACAAUCCACCAUUGGACAUCAAUGCUUUGGUUCAUGGCUCGCUGCGAGAGAAAAUGAACACAUUGCCUUCAUUAAAAGCUUUGAUGAAAACAGUACGGAAGCUUGGUAAAGAUCUACCCUUGUUCUACGACCUUCUCACGGCUCCUGCUACAAAGGUUUUAGAUAAAUGGUUCGAGUCCGAACCUCUGAAGGCUUGCUUGGCCAUGGACUCCAUCAUUGGAGCGACCGUCAGCCCUUCGACUCCCGGCAGUGCAUAUGUUCUUUUGCAUCAUGUAAUGGGGGAACUUGAGGGACACCCGGGGGCAUGGGCGUACGUCGAGGGUGGUAUGGGGAAACUCUCUCAAGCAAUCGCAGACUCGGCGACUUCGUUGGGCACAACAAUAUUAACGAAUACGCCUGUGAAAUCGUUUCUUUUGCAAAAUGAUUCACCCUCGUCCGUGUCUGGUGUGGUACUGGAAGACGGUACAGAGAUUACGUCAGACAUCGUAUUGUCAAAUGCGACCCCCCAAAUCACAUUCCUGGAUCUUCUACCGCAGGGAGUUUUACCAAAGGAACUUGAGAAAGAUAUAUCAUGUUUAAACUAUGAUUCGCCUGUCACAAAAAUUAACGUUGCCGUUGACAAGUUACCGAACUUUUUGGCGCGACCGAAUAAGGAAAACGGCGAGGCGUCAGAACAUCACAGAUGUACAAUUCAUAUUAAUACGGAGUCGAUGGACACAAUAGAGAAAGCUUAUACGGACUGCUUGCAAGGAAAACCUUCAGACAGACCAUUAAUCGAAAUGUGUAUUCCGUCAUCCCUGGAUCCGACGCUAGCUCCCCCUGGCUGUCACGUGUUAUCCCUCUUUGUCCAAUAUACCCCGUAUAAUCUCAAAGAUGCCACGUGGACGGACGAAAUACGCAAUGCUUUCGCUGAUAAAGUAUUCGACAGUAUCGAGGAAUACGCGCCAGGAUUUAAAUCCUCAGUCGUCGGUAGGGACAUUCUAACGCCGCCUGAUUUGGAGAAAACAUUUGGCCUCACUGGAGGGAAUAUAUUUCAUGGCGCGAUGUCUCUAGACCAGUUGUAUUUUGCGAGACCGGUACAAGUCCUCUCCAACUACAGAACUCCUGUCAAAGGACUGUAUUUAUGCGGCAGCGGAACUCAUCCUGGAGGAGGAGUAAUGGGGGCCUCUGGAAGAAAUGCGGCGAACACCGUACUCCUCGAUCGAAAGAAAUAAUAGAUGGUGAAUAUAUACAUUGUAUGUAGUUCCACGCCAUUCAUAUUAAAAGAUCAUUCAAUACUAAAUCGAACAAAGUGUACACUGAUAGAAAAGCAUUAUAC
Dendronephthya gigantea is the source of this 2018-nucleotide messenger RNA. RefSeq names its product pyridine nucleotide-disulfide oxidoreductase domain-containing protein 2-like. NCBI's taxonomy places the organism in Eukaryota, Metazoa, Cnidaria, Anthozoa, Malacalcyonacea, Nephtheidae. The record is from RefSeq and is a predicted model, not a curated record. The coding region runs from base 208 to 1914 and encodes 568 amino acids. The transcript is spliced from 17 exons. Gene Ontology annotation, molecular function: oxidoreductase activity.